AUUCAUCGCACGUGGCAGUGCCGGUGAAUAGGCCAAGUUGGGAUGCUCUCCGGCUUCGAAAGGUGGGCGACUUUAGCUCGAGAUACGAACAAGCCUACCAGCCUUUCAUCCACGAGCGAAAACUCCGCGCAUGGACAUGCAAACAAACCUACGUGUCAACCUUGCCUUUCACUACCAUCCUUUUCUUUUUACCAACAACUAUUCUCUCUCUCUUCCUCCAUUGCUCAUCUCUUCGAACCUUAGCACCAUGAAUGGCUAUGGAGAAGAACUCCCACGCUGCUAUUUCCACCCAAGGCAAAUCGUUGUGGGGAUAUGUUCCCUUUGCUUGAGAGAGAGGCUCCUGUGCUUGGCCGCAAAACAAGGCCAUCAACACCAGGCCAAAGACACCCACAGAUCUUUCCGAGUUCUCAAAGGGAAGCUCACCAUCUAUCUUCCUAGAUUCUUUGUUCUGAGCUCAAUCCUCCACCGUUUCAGAUUCCAACAUCAAAGAACGAACGACAGCUUCAAUGAAGGCUCGGACGUCGCCAGUCAAGAUUCAUUCAUGACCAUCGAGUUCGACAACGAGCAGCAUGGACCGCAGGGUCAUGAAAGAUCGACCAUGAAGGCUUCCUUGAAGCUUGUGGACUCCACCAGCAGCAGCCACCAGGCCAUGCCAUGGCAGCACAAGAAUGGAGGAAAUGUGGUGGAGUAUGAUAAACAACCUGGUGUGCCAAGGUGGCGCAAGCGGAUUGGCCGCCUGUUCAAGCUUGCAAGGUGGAAGAUGGCGACUCGCUAGGCCGGGCACGUGGAAGGGGAGGAUUGAGAGGAGGAAGGGUUGGAUAAGGAAAGGAGAGCCAUAGGAGGAGGACCACCUCAAAGUAAAGAGAAGGAAGGAAGAAGGUGGAGGCAGAAAAAAAGACACAACAAGCUUCCACCGUGACAAAAAUAUUUAGUGCUCUUUCUUUCUGUUGCCAACGGUGCAUGUAAUUAAAUGUAUGAGGGAAUUAAGAUGGACUUCAUUAGCAAAUUAAAUAUAUAUAUAUAUGGAUCUGUAAUUAGAAAUUCUAA
Molecule: messenger RNA, 1047 nt
Organism: Phoenix dactylifera (date palm)
Lineage: Eukaryota; Viridiplantae; Streptophyta; Magnoliopsida; Arecales; Arecaceae
Source: RefSeq, a predicted model, not a curated record